CUGUAUACGCAUUUCCCAUGCUCAACGGGUAACUAGUCUCUCUCUCAAUCCCCACUAUAUAUAUCACUACUUCUACAUAUCUUUCUUCACAUAACAAUUCAGAUUCUUGAGAGUGUUAUCAAAUGGCUUCUUCUAGCAUGUUUCUAAUUGGUCUUGUGCUUUUAUUGACACCAAUGUUGCUUGAAGCAAAGGAGUUUCAUGUUGGUGGCAAAGAUGGUUGGGUCGUGAAUCCUUCUGAAGACUACAAUCAGUGGGCUCGAACACAUAGGUUUCGAGUCAAUGACACUCUCCAUUUCAAGUACGUUAAAGGGAAUGAUUCGGUUCUUGUGGUGAAGAAAGAAGACUAUGAUUCUUGCAACACCAACAAUCCAAAACAAAAAUUGGACAAUGGUAAUUCCAAGUUUAAGCUGAGUGACUCGGGUUUCUAUUAUUUCAUCAGUGGCAAUGCUGACAACUGCAAGCAUGAUGAAAAGAUGAUUGUUCAAGUCAUGGCUGUUCGCCCUAAUGUCACACCUAAUGUCACGGCUGUGCCACCAUCUCAGCCUCCGGCAAGUGCGUCACCUCCUAAGAUUCCGUUGACCUAUGUAGAUUCUCCGGCACCGUCUCCGUCCAAAGCAAGUUCUGUUGGGGUUGUGGUUUGGGUGGUUUUGAUGUUGUUUGGUGGCUAUGUAGGGUUUGUUUAUUAGUCUAUUGCUAUGAGCCUAUGAGAGUUGUAAUUGGAUCUGAUAUGAUGAGAAAUAAAUUGUUUCGUGAUUUAUGAUUUUUAUGAGGGUU
Molecule: messenger RNA, 774 nt
Organism: Medicago truncatula (barrel medic)
Lineage: Eukaryota; Viridiplantae; Streptophyta; Magnoliopsida; Fabales; Fabaceae
Product: early nodulin-like protein 2
Exons: 2
Coding region: 123-686 (187 amino acids)
Cellular component (GO): plasma membrane
Molecular function (GO): electron transfer activity
Source: RefSeq, a predicted model, not a curated record